GCAGGACUGAGCGGAGACCAGCGGCAGCAUGAAGCUGAUCUGAGAGCUGAACUACGUGGACUUGGACUCUUGGACUGGGAGGUGUCAGGGUGAGACGGCGUCCUCACAUCAAGCAGAGACAGACAGAAGGACUGAGGAGGGACGGAGAGCAGCUUCUUCUCUCCAAAAGUGUCUGAAGAAGAUGUGAAGAGAGUUGAUGAGGAUGAGUAAACAGAAAUCAUCAGACCCUCCUGGUCCUGGAUCAGGAGCAGCAGCUCGAUCAAGACAUGGACCCAGCUUUGCAUCUGCAAAGAGUUUCUGGGCCAAACUGGAUUUCAGAGGAUCUCCUUCCUCAGAGUCUCACUCUGACUCUGGGUUUCCAUCCAGCCGAGUGUCCAUGAAGAGUGACCGGUCUAUGGGUCAUCCCGUUGACUUUAAAUCAGGACCAGGACCUGCUGAUGAGGGCGUCAGCCAGCAGAGCUCCCAGGUUCUCCGUGGAGGCUCCGCCCCUCAGCAUCAAACACAUCUGGACUCCAUCUUUAUGAUGCUGGAGGACAACAUGGUGACUUUCAUGAAGAAGGAGCUGAAGAAGAUGAAGAAGCUCCUGAGUCCAGAUUACCCAGCAUGCUCAGAGAGUGAGAGGGAGGAUGAGGAUGAAGAGCAGAGGAGCAGCAGAGAGUCAUUUCUGAGGAUCACACUGGACUUCCUGAGGAGGAUGAAGCAGGAGGAGCUGGCUCAGCGUCUGUGGAGCAAAUCCUCUGCUGGAGUCUGCCAACAGCAGUUGAAAUUUGGUAUGAAGAAGAGGUUCCAGUGUGUGUUUGAGGGAGUUGCUAAACAAGGAGAGUCCACCCUCCUGAACCAGAUCUACACAGAGCUCCACAUCACAGAGGGAGGGGCUGCAGAGGUCAAUCAGGAACAUGAGGUCAGACAGAUUGAAGCAGCAUCCAGGACAGCAGACAGAGCAGAAACAAGCAUCAGACCAGGAGACAUCUUUAAAGCCCCACCUGGAAGAUCUCAACCAAUCAGAACAGUGCUGACAAAGGGAGUGGCUGGCAUUGGGAAAACAGUCCUGACUCAGAAGUUCACUCUGGACUGGGCUGAAGACAAAGACAACCAGGACGUCCACUUCAUAUUUCCAUUCACCUUCAGAGAGCUGAAUGUAGUGAAGGAGGAGAAGUUCAGCUUGGUGGGACUUGUUCAUCGUUUCUUCAAAGAAAUAGAAAAAGCAGGAAUCUGUAGAUUUGAAGAAUUCCAGGUGAUCUUCAUCUUUGAUGGUCUGGAUGAGUGUCGACUCCCUCUGAAGUUCCGUCGAGCUGAGAUCCUGACUGAUGCUACAGAGCCCACCUCAGUGGAUGUUCUGCUGAUAAACCUCAUCAGGGGGAAACUGCUUCCCUCUGCUCGCCUCUGGAUCACCACACGACCUGCAGCAGCCAAUCAGAUCCCUGCUGACUGUGUGGACAUGGUGACAGAGGUCCGAGGGUUCACCGACCCCCAGAAGGAGGAGUACUUCAGGAGGAGGUUCAGAGAGGAGGAGCAGGCCAGCAGGAUCAUCUCCCACAUCAAGACCUCCCGAAGCCUCCACAUCAUGUGCCACAUCCCGGUCUUCUGCUGGAUCACUGCUACAGUUCUGGAGAAGGUGUUGAAGAGCAGAGAGGGAGGAGAGCUGCCCAAGACCCUGACUCAGAUGUACAUCCACCACCUGGUGGUCCAGGCCAAAGUCAAGACGGUCAAGUAUGGUGGAGGAGCUGCCACAGAUCCACACUGGAGUCCAGAAAGCAGGGAGAUGAUAGAGUCUCUGGGAAAACUGGCUUUUGAUCAGCUGCAGAAAGGAAACCUGAUCUUCUAUCCAUCAGACCUGACAGAGUGUGGCAUCGAUCUCAGAGCAGCCUCAAUGUACUCAGGAAUGUUCACACAGAUCUUUAGAGAGGAGAGCGGCCUGUACCAGGACAUGGUGUUCUGCUUCAUCCAUCUGAGCCUUCAGGAGUUUCUGGCUGCUCUUCAUGUCCAUCAGACCUUCAUCAACUCUGGAAUCAACCUGCUGGAAGAGAAACAAACAACCAUUCAACAAUCUCCACAACAGCCUCAGCUCCACCAUCUCCAUCAGAGAGCAGUGGACGAGGCCUUGAAGAGUCCAAAUGGACACCUGGACUUGUUCCUCCGCUUCCUCCUGGGUCUUUCACAGGAGACCAAUCAGAGUCUCCUUCGAGGUCUGCUGACACAGACAGGAAGUAGCUCACAGUCCAAUCAGGAAACAGUCCAGUACAUCAAGGAGAAGCUGAGUGAGAGUCUGUCUGCAGAGAGAAGCAUCAAUCUGUUCCACUGUCUGAAUGAACUGAAUGAUGGUUCUCUGGUGGAGGAGAUCCAACAGUUCCUGAGAUCAGAAUAUUUCUCUACAGAUGAACUGUCUCCUGCUGAGUGGUCAGCUCUGGUCUUCAUCUUACUGUCAUCAGAAGAAGAUCUGAAGGAGUUUGACCUGAAGAAAUACUCUGCUUCAGAGGAGGCUCUUCUGAAGCUGCUGCCAGUGGUCAAAGCCUCCAGCAAAGCUCUGUUGAGCUGCUGUGGUCUGUCAGAGAGAAGCUGUGGAGCUCUGUCCUCAGUUCUCAGCUCUCAGUCCUCCAGUCUGACACGUCUGGACCUGAGUAACAACGACCUGCAGGAUUCAGGAGUGAAGCGUCUGUCUCUUGGACUGGAGAGUCCUCACUGUAAACUGGAAGCUCUCAGUCUGUCAGGGUGUCUGGUCUCAGAGGAAGGCUGUGCUUCUCUGGUCUCAGCUGUGAGAUCCAAGUCCUCCCAUCUGAGAGAGCUGGACCUGAGCUACAACCAUCCAGGAGCCUCAGGAGUGAAGGAGCUGUCAGCGGCAGUGGAGGAUCCACACUGCUCCCUGGAGACUCUCAGGGUGGACCAUGGUGGACAGCAGAGGCUCAAACCUGGACUGAGGAAGUAUUUCUCUCAACUUCAACUGGAUGAAAACUCAAUGAGCAGAAAGCUCAAACUGUCCAACAACAACAGGAAGGUGACACAUGUGAGGGAAGAGCAGCCGUAUCCUCAUCAUCCUCACAGAUUUGAUGUCUGGCCUCAGCUGCUGUGUAGAAAUGAUCUGAGUGGUCGAUGUUACUGGGAGGUCGAGUGGAGCGGACCUGUUUCUAUAUCAGUGAGUUACAGAGGAAUCAGCAGGAAAGGAGGCAGUGAGGAGUGUUGGUUUGGAGGGAAUCAUCAGUCCUGGAGUCUGGAGUGCUGGUAUGGAGGUUACUCUGUCUGGCACAAUGACAGAGUAACAUCCCUCUCCUCCUCCUCCUCCUCCUCCUCCUCCUCCUCCUCCCCCUCCUCUGGUAGAGUAGCAGUGUAUGUGGACUGUCCUGCUGGCUCUCUGUCCUUCUUCAGAGUCUCCUCUGACUCUCUGAUCCACCUCUACACCUUCAACACCACAUUCACUCAGCCUCUAUGUGCUGGAUUUGGAUUCUGGUCCUUUGGUUCUUCAGUGAGUCUGUGUCCUCUGGAGGAAGGACGUCUCUGUCUCUGACAGCAGGGAGGAGGAGGAGCCUGUCAGAAGGUGGGAGGGGCAUAUCAGAAGGUGGGAGGAGUUUAGCUCCACUAAAGAUGUGAUUUCUUCUGUGUUCCAUCUGGUGUUUGUUGUGGUUUCAUUGUUGUGGUGUUUCUUGAAAUGUUCCAUCAUAAAGUAAUAAAAGUCGAUCACUGACAGUCAAA
Molecule: messenger RNA, 3684 nt
Organism: Salarias fasciatus (jewelled blenny)
Lineage: Eukaryota; Metazoa; Chordata; Actinopteri; Blenniiformes; Blenniidae
Product: NLR family CARD domain-containing protein 3-like
Exons: 12
Coding region: 197-3499 (1100 amino acids)
Molecular function (GO): protein binding
Source: RefSeq, a predicted model, not a curated record